Molecule: messenger RNA, 2347 nt
Organism: Biomphalaria glabrata
Lineage: Eukaryota; Metazoa; Mollusca; Gastropoda; Planorbidae
Product: desumoylating isopeptidase 1-like
Exons: 6
Coding region: 343-828 (161 amino acids)
Biological process (GO): protein modification by small protein removal
Molecular function (GO): peptidase activity
Source: RefSeq, a predicted model, not a curated record
UGAUUAAUGAUUAUUUCUAAAAUUUGAGUAGUCAUUGUCUCACACUCAAAGUUUAAAAAAAAGUCAUAAUAUAGACUAUACAGACUCUAGUCUAGAUCUAGAUCUAGGUCUAUAUAUAGUAGUGUUAUUGUAAAUUGUGGGACUUCAGUAGCCUGAGUAGGCCAAGAACAUUUUAGGGUAUUCUAGAAAAAAAAUAUUCCACAGAUAAUUUGAUCUACACUGAUGUUUAAAAAGGAUAGAUCUACAAGAACAUUUACAUCUGCACCUUCUAACAGUUUCAGAAACAAAAGAAGAAGACAUUCUAUUUAGUCCUUUUUCCGACAUUGCUAUUGUUUCAAAACCAUGGCUUCACAGACAUCUGAUGUUAAGGUUUACAUCUAUGACAUAUCAAUGGGAAUGGCAAGGGCAAUGUCUCAAGGAAUUCUGGGCCGACAAAUAAAUGGUAUAUGGCAUACUGGAAUUGUUGUUUAUGGUCAAGAAUAUUUCUUUGGAGGAUCAAGUGGAAUAGAAGCUUGUUCACCAGGUGGAACAGUUCUUGGAAAUCCACUGGAAAUAGUAAACUUGGGGCAAACAGAAAUACCUUUUGAUGUUUUUAUGGAUUAUCUUCAUGAGCUUUCUAUUACAACCUACAAGCCUGAAAGCUAUCAUUUAUUCCACCACAACUGCAACAAUUUCUCAUCAGAAGUGGCACAGUUUCUAACUGGGAAAGAUAUACCAUCUCAUAUCACUAGCCUCCCACAAGAAGUUCUUAGCACACCUUUCGGUGCAAUGAUACAGCCAUUUGUUGAGGCAAUGCAUGUACAAGGAGGCCAUUCACCAUUCCAGUGACAAUGUUUUUGUCAUGUUUAUGUACAUAAGCUCUUCUAUUUAAUUGAAGACAUCAGAUACUAAAAUCUUAAUAAUUUAAAAUAAAAACCUAAAUUGUUAACUAGCUGAAUUACAAGUUGUCUUCAUUUGGUCAGUACUGUGAUUUUUUUUUUCUAUUUUAUUUUAUUUUGUGUUCACUUUUCCAUUUGACUUCUCUAAACACAUUUGUACAGUUACUCUUAUUAAGCUUGCCUGGAACCUGGACAUGGAUUUCAAAGACACCUGUAAUGAUUUUCCUAGAAAUUAAUUAAUGUAUAUAUUUGGCUGUUAUAUUUUUUCCAAAUAUAAUCAUCCUAAAAUUAAAUAGGGUUUGAAUGCGUCAAUGGGCAUUCAGGCAUGUAUUCAUUAAAGAGUUCAAUAAAUAAUAAAUGACAUUCAGGAACAUUUUUCACAUUGUCUUAUGUAGACAACAUUAGCUGGAAUUAAUUUGUGACAAUAUAUAUGUGUAUACAAUUCUUACACAAUUUAUUAAUACACAAUAUCUAUAACUCUAACUAGAUCCUGUAUUCUAGGCUACUUUCUUUUGAAAAAAAUCCCAUUUCAAUAGUGUUAAAUAAAUGUUUCCAAAACUAUUGACUUAUUCUUUAAACAAUUUUUAGCUGUAAUAACAUGUAUUAUAAGUUUUGCUUUUUUUUUUAAGAUAUAAAUCAAAUAAUUAAUUUGCAAUUGUGCUGAUCUGAUCAUUAUUUAUACCCUGAAAAGGUCACAAAAUCUUUUUAUUAUGUUAAUUUUACACCGAUUUUAGUAGCAAUAUAACUUAUUGAAGGCUUAUAUUAUUACAUGACUAUAAUAUUGUUUUUCUAAGUGAAGUAAGAAUGAAAUUAAUUCCUUUAUGGUUGCAAACGAAAAACUUUCUAGACUGCAAUAAUUCUGUGCAUACAAACACAACUCAUUUUUAACCUGAUUUGUUUUAUUGAAUCUAGUGUAGAAAUGCAUUGCAGCAAACAUUAAGCUGGUGAAUAAAUCAAGAAGUUUUUGAAUUCUUGUAAAGCUAAAUACCAUGUCUCUCUCAUUCACUGAAGCAGUCUAGGGUAACCAAUAGUUCACAAUCUAGACAACUCUUUAUUCUAGUUGAUUUAUGAAAGCAACAUGAAUAAUACAUUCUUGCACCAAUGACUGCUGAGUAAUUUACUACUUAAAUUUCAAUAUGGACCAGAAGUUUGGUCAUUUCUCUCAGUGGACCAGAAGCAUAGAAUUCCCUAAGUUUGGUCAUUUCUCUCAGUGGACCAGAAGCACAGAAUUCCCUAAGUUUGGUCAUUUCUCUCAGUGGACCAGAAGCACAGAAUUCCCUAAGUUUGGUCAUUUCUCUCAGUAGAAGAUUAAUAUGAUACCAAAACUUGUAUUCCGACAAAGACUACAAUCCAGGACUAUUUUUAGCAUUUGAGUAAGAGCUAAUUCAAAAGACUAGAAUGCAUGUACAUUAGUAAGUAAUAUUAAUGUUUUGUUUUUAUAUGAGAUAAAUAAAAUAUUUUACUUUCAA